Molecule: messenger RNA, 1601 nt
Organism: Sphaeroforma arctica JP610
Lineage: Eukaryota; Ichthyosporea; Ichthyophonida
Exons: 3
Coding region: 20-1303 (427 amino acids)
Source: RefSeq, a predicted model, not a curated record
CCUAGCUAUUACAUUUAGUAUGUCUUUCGAAAGCAGCUCUACAAUGUCAGAGGAAGAAGUUGGAGAGGUCAGCACUGACGAGAUAGUAUCUUUUCCAAAUCCUAUGUUGUCCAAAAAUUUCCCAUGUUGCCUGUGUGAUGUUAUUGUCGUUGGUCAGGUUGAGGUUCUGGAGCAUCUGGCGUUGGAGCACAAACUAAUAGUAGGAAAGGUCGAGAACAUAGCAAAACUUGAUGAAUAUCUACAAUAUUGGAAGGAGAAGUUUACUACACAUAUGUUGGAAGAUUUUGCCUUUACUAUAGACCCCAUGGGCUAUCCGGAGGCUGAGAGCACAGUAAAGUCUGCUACACGAGGGUUAACUGAAAGCACUCUGAUCUACAUGCUGAGCGAUAAGCUGGCGAUCGAUGCUGAGCUGAGGAACAGAUUAGAAAAGGAAAGGCUAGAUGAAGUACUAGCUGUACAAGAAAGGGAGAGGGCGGCAUCUGAUUUCAAACGUAAAUGUUUAUUUUGUACCUCCACAGUUGAAGGGAACCGAGCAGACAUGUUCCAGCAUAUGCUGACCGCCCACCACUUCAAUGUAGGGCUACCAGAUAAUAUAGUCUUCGUGUCUGAAUUUUUAGACCAUCUAGAGAUUAUGUUGAGCAAGUUAAAGUGUCUUUCGUGCGAGAAAACAUUCAAAUCACAGCCCGUUCUACGUGCACAUAUGAGGAAGAAAAGGCACAUGAAGGUGAAUCCAAACAACACUGCGUAUGAUCGCUACUAUAUUGUUAACUAUGUAGAGACCGGGAAAAAAUGGAUGGUUCCCGAGUAUUUAAAUCCAUCUGGUAUGGAUAGUGACUCGGAAUCCAGAGAGAACACGGCAACGGUCGGUGAAUUACUUGCAGAACAAGAAUGGGAUGAUUGGGAAGAAGAUACUGAAAGAACAGUUUGUCUGCUAUGCGACACCACUGUGGAGGACGCGAAGUUGGUCUUUUCGCACAUGACAUCAGCGCACGGCUUCGACUUCGAAGCUCUUAAACAGCAGGGAAAUUGGGAUUUCUACCAAUGCGUGAAAAUAGUCAACUAUUUUCGAAGACAGAUGUCGCUCCACCGUUGUCCAUCAUGUGACAUGGAGGGAGGAAAUGCUGAUGGUCUUAAAAACCACAUGGAGACUGCUGAUCAUUACAGUCUCCCUGAGGACGAGAGCUUGUGGAAUCAGCCACAGUACUUUUUUCCCACGAUUGAGAAUGAUCCCUUACUUUCUGCUUUGGAAAGUUAUGAUGAGCUGUCAGAUGAGGACGAAGCAGCAAGCGAGCCACGCAGCUGAUCCCGAUAGCGACAAUGGUCGCAAAAUAUAAAUCUCUAUGCAAGAACUGUGCUCUGUCCUUGAGGAAUGCUGGACGGGAUAGAGGUACCAAGACACGGGUACUUGCGUAUGUCCUUCACGGUAUAAAACUUACGAAUAUCAGCAAAAGUAGAUAUAUAAGUUGAGUUGCUCUCAAUCACACGUGGUGACAUUCCAAUACAUUUGUCUGUAUCUAAACAUGUACAAGAUCUUUUAUUUAUAUAUUAUAAAAUAAACAUCAACGAACACAAAUAGCCAGUAUCACAAAUAAAACCCGUGC